AAAUCAGUUCAAUAUAUCUUUAUAUCUGUUUACUGCUCUUUCUUCUUUCCCAAUAACUGGAAAAAGAAAAAAAGGCAUUUUAUCUCUCAAUUAACUAUACAGGUUUUAUUAUUAUCUGCACCGCCUUCAUGGAAGAAGCUCAAACGGUUGAACUGCAAACAAGAGUUGUUGGCCAGAACCAAGAUGAAGACAUCCCUUUUACAAAUCAGUCUCAGCCUAAACAUUACAAGUGGUGGAUUCGUGUAAUAAGUUACAUCCUUUUUCUUAUUUCUGGCCAAUCUGCUGCUAUUUUGCUUGGAAGAUUGUAUUUUGAUAAAGGUGGGAACAGUAAAUGGAUGGCAACAUUUGUUCAAUCAGCUGGCUUCCCAAUUUUGCUCCCUUUCUUGUUUUACUUCUCACCGUUUGCUAAAUCUGUCCCCGUGAGUGUUACUUCCGUCCCAAGGCGACCGAAGAUUUCGACCCUUGUUUUUCUCUACUCUGCUUUUGGCUUACUCUUGACGGGUGAUAACUUGAUGUACUCGUAUGGCCUUUUGUACCUUCCGGUCUCGACGUAUUCGCUGCUUUGUGCGACACAGUUGGCCUUCAAUGCUGUUUUUUCCUUCUUCCUUAAUUCCCAAAAGUUCUCUCCUUUUAUACUCAACUCUGUGAUCUUACUUACCAUCUCUGCUUCCCUCCUAGCAGUUAAUUCAGACUCCGAGAAUGCCUCGACGGUCUCCAAAGGGAAGUACGUGAUUGGAUUCCUAUGCACCGUCGGGGCAUCAGCCACCUACUCCUUGUACCUUUCACUGGUGCAAUUGUCAUUUGAAAAGGUUAUAAAAAGAGAGACCUUCUCCGCCGUCCUGGAUAUGCAAAUCUACCCUUCGUUCGUGGCCACCUGUGGGUGUGUGGUCGGGCUAUUUGCGAGCGGAGAAUGGAGAAGUUUGUCCAAGGAAAUGAAGGAAUAUAAAGAAGGAAAAGUAUCCUAUAUGAUGACAUUGAUUUUCACAGCAGUGACAUGGCAGGUUGCAUCAAUAGGUUUGCUGGGAUUGAUAUUUGAAGUAUCAUCUUUGUUCUCCAAUGUGAUUAGUACAUUGACUUCGCCUGUUGUUCCCAUUCUUGCUGUCAUAUUCUUCCAUGAUAAGAUGGAUGGAAUUAAGGCCAUGGCUAUGCUGUUGGCUAUUUGGGGUUUCCUUUCCUACAUUUACCAACAGUACUUGGAUGAUUCUAAAUCCAAGGUGAAGAAGAAGAUGAAGGCAAAUUCCAAUGAAGCUUCUUUGGGUCUUACAGGCCAGGUCUAGAGAUUUCAAUAUGCAUUGAAUUGAGUCUGCAAAUUGAAUGACCAGAUUACAGAUGAGGGCCCAGUAACAACCCUACAUAACCUCUGCUCAAUUGGAUCAAAUCUUAUGUUUUAAGGAUUCAUUCGGAUGGACUGUAUUGAUGAAAGAUAUUUCAUCAAUAACAUAGGAUCAAGUAAAAGAGUGUAGUUUACAAUUUUAUGUUCUUUUUUAGAAUGAAACAAGAAGCUAAUUCGUAGAA
Messenger RNA from Gossypium raimondii (Peruvian cotton), 1515 nucleotides. RefSeq names its product probable purine permease 11. Gene Ontology annotation, cellular component: membrane. Bases 129 to 1277 code for a protein of 382 amino acids. Lineage: Eukaryota; Viridiplantae; Streptophyta; Magnoliopsida; Malvales; Malvaceae. The transcript is spliced from 2 exons. Gene Ontology annotation, molecular function: purine nucleoside transmembrane transporter activity. The record is from RefSeq and is a predicted model, not a curated record.